Molecule: messenger RNA, 1698 nt
Organism: Lycium barbarum (goji berry)
Lineage: Eukaryota; Viridiplantae; Streptophyta; Magnoliopsida; Solanales; Solanaceae
Product: methanol O-anthraniloyltransferase-like
Exons: 2
Coding region: 252-1583 (443 amino acids)
Molecular function (GO): acyltransferase activity, transferring groups other than amino-acyl groups
Source: RefSeq, a predicted model, not a curated record
AUUAUUAUUUUCAAAUUUGAUCAUUUUAAAGUACUUUAGUAGUGUAGGGUCCAACUUUCUCAUCACCACAUUUUUGUUAUAUGGAUAUACUCAAAUCACUUAGACGUUUGUAUGUUGCAUAUUUGACACUAUGUAUCUAAAUCCAAAUGCUUACCAAGAUUAAAUAUUUUCAUUUCGAUGUACAUUUCAUAAACCACUUUCAUCAUACACCACUCUUUCUUUUAUCGAAUAGCACGUAAUUGACAUACACUAUGCUAAUUUCAAUAACACAUCACAAGCCAAAAUUAAUAGUUCCCGCUAUAGUGACACCUCGGGGUACUAAACAUCUUUCUGACAUAGAUGAUCAAGGGAGUCUUCGUUUCCAAAUUCCGAUAAUAAUGUUUUACAAAUAUAAUUCUUCAAUGAAAGGCAAAGAUCCUGCAAAAUUUAUCAAUGAUGGAUUGUCUAAAGCACUAGUGUUUUACUAUCCAUUAGCUGGUAGGCUCAUCGAAGGGCCUAAUAGGAAGCUUAUGGUAAAUUGCAAUGGUGAAGGAAUUUUGUUUGUUGAAGCUGAUGCACAUGUGGAGCUUGAGAAAUUAGGUGACUCCAUUAAACCACCAUGUCCAUACUUGGAUUUACUACUGCACAAUAUUCCUGGUUCUGAUGGAAUCAUUGGCUGCCCUCUUUUGUUAGUUCAGGUGACCCGUUUUAGCUGCGGUGGAUUUGCUAUCGGAUUCAGACUUAAUCACACUAUGAUGGAUGCCUAUGGCUUGAAUAUGUUUCUAAAUGCAUUAAGUGAAUUAAUUCAAGGAGCAUUUGCACCUACUAUAUUACCUGUAUGGGAAAGGGAUCUCCUAAGUGCUAGAUCAUCGCCAUGCAUUACAUGUAUUCACCAUGAGUUUGAUGAGCAAAUUGAAUCAAAAAUUGCAUGGGAAUCUUUGGAAGACAAGUUGAUCCAGAAUUCAUUUUUCUUUGGAAAUAAGGAGAUGGAAGCCAUUAGAAUUCAAGUUUCUCCAAAUUGUGAAAUAACAAAAUUUGAGCUACUAGUGGCGUUUUUAUGGAAGUGUCGUACAAUUGCUCUUGAUUUGCACCCUGAAGAAAUUGUUCAGUUGACGUAUCCUAUUAACAUACGUGGAAAAUCACUAAAAUUUGAACUUCCAUCUGGAUAUUAUGGGAAUGCGUUCAUUAGUCCAUUUGCAGUAUCAAAAGCAGGACUCUUAUGUUCAAAUCCACUGAUGUAUGCCGUUGAAUUGAUCAAGAAACUUAAAGAUCAUAUGAAUGAAGAAUAUAUAAGAUCAAUAACAGAUUUAAUGGUGAUUAAAGGGCGACCAGAGGUUACAAAAUCAUGGAAUUUUAUAAUCGCAGAUAAUAGAUCUGCUGGAUUUGAUGAAUUUGAUUUUGGAUGGGGAAAGCCCAUUUUUGGAGGGGUUCCUGAUGCUAUAUCUCACAUUAGUUUUGGUGUGCCAGUUAAAAAUGACAAGGGAGAAAAGGGUACUUUGAUAGCCAUAAGUUUGCCUCCAUUGGCCAUGAAAAAAUUUCAAGAGGUUGUCUACAAGAUGACUUUAAAAAAUGUGGAAGGAGUCGACAUAAUUUCAAAGAUGUAAGUUUUGUUCUUCGUUUCUACCUCACCAAUGCGUCUUUUGGUUUCAUCCUUUUUAUAUUAGAAAGUACGUGUAAGUCAUGUUUGAUAUUUUAUGAAUCAAAGUAUCUGUUUCAAUA